Messenger RNA from Puccinia triticina, 507 nucleotides. RefSeq lists its product as uncharacterized. The transcript is spliced from 2 exons. Bases 1 to 507 code for a protein of 168 amino acids. Gene Ontology annotation, cellular component: cytoplasm. The record is from RefSeq and is a predicted model, not a curated record. NCBI's taxonomy places the organism in Eukaryota, Fungi, Basidiomycota, Pucciniomycetes, Pucciniales, Pucciniaceae. Gene Ontology annotation, molecular function: 1-(5-phosphoribosyl)-5-[(5-phosphoribosylamino)methylideneamino]imidazole-4-carboxamide isomerase activity. Gene Ontology annotation, biological process: L-tryptophan biosynthetic process; L-histidine biosynthetic process.
AUGACCCUCUUCCGAGCCUGCCUCGAUCUCCACGCCGGUCAAGUUGAGCACCACCACUCUCCCCCCUCUUCCCUCCUCACCAUAUCUCAUCCGAUUCUUCCCCAGGUCAAGCAGAUCGUCGGUGGCUCAUUGGACCUGCGUGAACCGGACAAGCUCAAGACCAACUUUGAAUCAUUGUUUGUUUGCUCAUCCUCCAAGAAGAAAUACCUCACGGGCACCCAUCUGAUCAAACUAGGCCCAGCAAACGACGAGGUUGCCCGGCGAGCACUAGAAUCCUGGCCGGGCCAGAUCCAGGUCGGCGGAGGGAUCAACCUGGAAAACGCACAGCAGUGGAUCAACGCCGGCGCAUCAAAGGUUUAUCUCCCAAAGUCAAAGCCAUCCCCACCCCAGAUUCGAGCAGCUCUGGCCGCUCGAGAAAUUCUCGAGACCGGGAGGGCGGUGGGAAUGGACAGCGCCGUGGAAGGGAUUCUUCGUCUUCUUCAUCUGGUCACGGCGGAGCUCGCCUGA